AUAUAUAUAUAUAGAGUGCUCAAAUCGCUUCGAUAAAAACGACAAUGGCAUCCAUGGCGACGACGGCGACGGCGAGGUCAACCUUCACAGCCGGAGCUAUAAUCUCGUCUUUCAGAUCUUCGAAGGUCGAAUCCAUCGGAUUUCAGUUAAUCAAACCGCUCAAUAUCAGGCGGUUGAAACAAAAUCAUCGGAGAGUUUAUGUUGUGAAAGCAUCGGCCUCUGGACUAUACUCCGCCGAGAAUCUCGAGCUAACUGUGGAAAACGUAGACAAGGUUCUCGACAACGUCCGGCCGUACUUGAUCACCGACGGCGGGAACGUCGAUGUCGUGUCGGUUGAUAACGGCGUCGUCUCUCUCAAGCUCCAGGGAGCUUGUGAAAGCUGCCCUAGUUCAACCACAACAAUGAAAAUGGGAAUUGAAAGAGUUCUUAAGGAGAAAUUUGGGGAUGAUAUCAAAGAUAUACGUCAAGUAUACGACGAGCAGAUCACUGAAACUACAGUUGAGGCAGUGAACAAUCAUCUAGAGAUAUUAAGACCAGCCAUCAAAAACUACGGUGGGAGUGUGCAAGUGUUGUCUGUCAAAGGCGGGAACUGCACUGUGAGGUAUGUCGGGCCUGACUCUAUUGGUUCAGGGGUAAAAGCAGCCAUCAAGGAGAGGUUCCCUGACAUUGCCAAUGUCGAACUCACCAACUAGUGUGAAUUUAGAGAAUGGAUGUUUUGUACAUUUUGCUCGAUUCAAAUUGUGGUUCAAUGUACAAAAGGAACAAUAAGUCUGAUUUACUUUUAUCA
Salvia hispanica is the source of this 787-nucleotide messenger RNA. It is a transcript of the gene NFU1, whose product is annotated as NFU domain protein 1. Gene Ontology annotation, cellular component: mitochondrion. The record is from RefSeq and is a predicted model, not a curated record. Gene Ontology annotation, molecular function: iron ion binding; iron-sulfur cluster binding. Gene Ontology annotation, biological process: iron-sulfur cluster assembly. NCBI's taxonomy places the organism in Eukaryota, Viridiplantae, Streptophyta, Magnoliopsida, Lamiales, Lamiaceae.